AUGUGUGAGUUGGUAGACAUACGCGUUAAUUGCUCAACUCAUUGGAAUUUUCAGCAGGAUUCUCAUUUGGCGGUAAUACAACAACAACAGGGAUUCAGCUUCGGUGCACAACCACCAUCACAACCACAAUCAAAUACACCAGCAAAGCCAUCUCUCUUUGGCAACCAGGGAUCCACCACUCCAGCUGCACCCCCACCAGCAAACAACACCUUCUCCUUCGGUAACAGCCAGUCAACCACCCCAUCAUCUGGCUUUGGUGGUUUCAGUGGCUUCGGUAAGCCAGCAGAAAAUCCAAGCACGCCUGGUGCAGGUGGUAGUGGUGGUUUGUUCGGUGGAAACGCAGGUGGUAGCGCAUUCGGCAGCACACAACCAUCCUCACAACCUUCAUCAACCACCCCUUCCACUACUCCAGCUGCCCCUUCUUCUGGUGGUUUCAACUUGGGUGCUAUGGGUUUUGGUAAUACCCCCAAACCAGAGGAAAAGAAGGAGGCACCUAAACCAGGUGGUUUUACUUUCGGUGGUCUUGGAAUGGGAAGCAAGCCCGAGGAGAAGAAAGAUGACGCGCCUAAACCUAGCUUGUUCGGUGGUGGAGCUUUUGGUAAGCCUGAAGAGAAGAAGGAGGAGAGCAAGCCAUCAGGUAGUGGAGGCGGUGGUUUCUCUUUCGGCAGCGGCGGCUUCGGCAAGCCAGACGAGAAGAAGGAUGAUGCACCAAAACCUGCGCCCAGUGGUGGAUUCUCCUUGAGUGGUUCUGAUAAGGGCAAAGACAAAGAAAAAGAGAAGGAUGAUACAUCCAAACCAGCCGGUGGAUUUGGAUUUGGAGGUCUCGGUGGACUAGGCGCACCUAAACCUGCAGAGGCACCUAAACCUGCUACUUCUGGUGGAUUUACAUUUGGUGGUGCCCCUGCCAAGCCCUCUGAAGAGAAAAAGGACGAUGCAGCUAAGGCGUCGAAUCCAUCACAGUCCAACCCCUCACAACCUGCCAAACCAACUGGUGGAUUUUCGUUCGGCGGUACACCUGCCAAACCCACUGAAGAGAAGAAGGACGACGCGGCUAAACCGGCUGCACCUGCCGCACCUGCACCUGGUGGAUUCUCUUCAUUCAAACUCGGCGGAGAGAACAAAGACGCAGAUAAGGAAAAGGAGAAAGAAACAAAAGAUCCACUCUCAGUGAGUGCACUAGGGAAAUCCACACCAGGCAAUUCCACAACCACAAGCAACGCCGUUAAAGCAUCACCCACGCCAUCACUCCUGCGCAACAAAACGCUCGACGAAAUCACUCAUCGCUGGACAGGCGAACUCGAAACCCAGCAGAAGGAUUUCAACAAGAUAGGUCACGAGGUAAAAGCGUGGGAUGGGGUACUACGUCAGAAUGCAGAGCAAAUAUCGCGUAUAUACAACCAAACAGUACAAGCUGAGCAGACUCAGCUGGGUGUUGACCAAUCGCUCGACUACAUAGAAGCUCAGCAGCGUGAACUCGACGUCGUGCUAACCAGGUAUGAGAAAGAGACGGAGGAGCUGCUCGAUGGUGGAGAGAACGUUGGCUUAGGUGUUGGUGUGGCUGAUAACGAACGCACCAAAUCUUACACUCUUGCUGAGACGGUCAACGAUGAACUCGAUGACCUCAGCAGAAAUCUGUCGACUAUGAUCGACGAAAUUAAUCUCCUCUCAGGCGGCGUUGGAGCUAAAGAGGAAACUACUAAACAGGAGGAUGUGAUUGGACAGAUCGCUGCUAUACUUAAUGCUCACCUUAGCUCCCUUCAAUGGAUAGAUGGCACGUCUAACAACCUCGUCGAGAGAGUCAAAGAGCUCGAUGGUGUUGUUGGAGGUAUUCAAACCAAGAAGGAGUAUGACGGUGGAUUGAAUAAGAGUAGCAAUGCGUUACCGAGAAGAGGAGGAUUUGGCAUGAGUUUGGUGUAA
This is a messenger RNA of Wallemia ichthyophaga EXF-994, 1917 nucleotides long. RefSeq names its product Nucleoporin NSP1. Gene Ontology annotation, cellular component: nuclear pore central transport channel; nuclear pore. The record is from RefSeq and is a predicted model, not a curated record. Gene Ontology annotation, molecular function: structural constituent of nuclear pore; phospholipid binding. The transcript is spliced from 3 exons. Bases 1 to 1917 code for a protein of 638 amino acids. Gene Ontology annotation, biological process: RNA export from nucleus; protein import into nucleus. NCBI's taxonomy places the organism in Eukaryota, Fungi, Basidiomycota, Wallemiomycetes, Wallemiales, Wallemiaceae.